Molecule: messenger RNA, 591 nt
Organism: Eurytemora carolleeae
Lineage: Eukaryota; Metazoa; Arthropoda; Copepoda; Calanoida; Temoridae
Product: sodium/hydrogen exchanger 3
Exons: 7
Coding region: 13-567 (184 amino acids)
Biological process (GO): proton transmembrane transport
Cellular component (GO): membrane
Molecular function (GO): sodium:proton antiporter activity
Source: RefSeq, a predicted model, not a curated record
GAGCAAGUAAUCAUGGCGUACGGAGGGUUGAGAGGAGCCGUAGGAUUUUCUCUUGUUUUACUCAUUGAUAAUAAUAUUGUACCUUGCUCAGGUAUAUUUGUGACAGCUACUCUGGCAAUGGUCAUGCAAACCUGUUUCUUCCAGGGUUCUACCAUUAAACCUUUUGUUGGACUACUGAAGAUUGAUCUGGCGAAGGCUGGAGAUGUGACAUUAAGUGAGGAGAUAAAUGAAAAGAUAUUUGAGCAUAUAAUGGCUGGGGUUGAGAUUAUAUCAGGCAAAAUGGGUCACUACGUCUUAGCGGAUAAACUUUAUCACUUCGACCAGACCUACAUGAAGAAGUGGAUUUGUGUUCCAAAUUAUGAGAAGAGAAUGAAGAAAUCUUAUGAGAAGAAGAUUUUAUCAGAUCAUUUGAUCAAUCUGUAUGGUCCGGCAGUGCUUGUAAAACAGAAUAUGGAGAAUAUUGAUACUAUUAAAGAAAACGGAUUUGAAAAUCUUGCAUACAUUCCAGAGAAUGAGGUACUGACGGAUACUUGUGUGUCGAGGCGAAGCAGUAAUCGUAAAAUGUAAGUUUUUAUAAAUUGAAAGUAUAAU